Trematosphaeria pertusa is the source of this 603-nucleotide messenger RNA. RefSeq lists its product as uncharacterized. The record is from RefSeq and is a predicted model, not a curated record. The transcript has a single exon. NCBI's taxonomy places the organism in Eukaryota, Fungi, Ascomycota, Dothideomycetes, Pleosporales, Trematosphaeriaceae. The coding region runs from base 1 to 603 and encodes 200 amino acids.
AUGACGGCGAACCUGCGUACAACUCUGGAGGAACAAAAUGAAUAUACCAGAGUAUCUGCUGGUCGACUCGACAUGCUGACUGGUGCGGAAAAGGUUGAGGGCACACAUGAGGAAGUUUACGUCAGGAAGCUUGACGACGUGCGACUUAAUCGAGUUCGAGAAUAUCGUAAUGUCAAAGUUUUCUGGAUAAAUAUUGGAUCAUGUCGCGUGUAUCCUGAACGUCAGUGGGACCCGCAAUCGGAAAUUUUCUGGUCACACAGUACAGUCGAUGGCAAGUUGGGAGUCGUGUAUUAUCGUUCUCUGGCCACCCGAUUCUUGAUUAUAUUCGGCAUUUCUCCCUCAGGGCAGCCUUGGUGUCAUACCACAAUGACUACUUGGGCAGACUCUUUUAAAGCUUGGGAAUCAUAUGAACCUAAUGGGACAGAGUGCGCUGAAUCCUACUUAGAUCUGGAUAACUCCAAGACAACUUUCCUGCUUGGUGCGAAAAGAGAGCGCUUUUCCGUGUUCGUAGAGAUCAAGGAAGAGAUGGCGUAUAGCACAGCAGUCUAUAGGGUUAAAGCAAGGUCAAGAAACGAGGACACAGGAGAAAUUUGUCGGCUGUAA